CUUGUGAUGUAGUCUGAACUUCGGAAGGAGACUUAGACUCAACCUCUCUGGAAAGGGGAGGAUACUCUCUUGACUAGGCACACCAUGGCAGUCACAAAUGGCAUUUCAGCUUUUGCUCAUUGAAGCUUACAUAUGGCAAUUCCAACCUUGAAAGAAAUGCAAAGUCCUCUUUCCCCCAGGAGAUUCUGGACAGCUUGAAUUGCUGUGGGAGAAUAUGAGAACAUGAGGAAGAUACUCUUCAGUAGGAAACUGGCUUUGUUUCCGAACGUCACAGCUCACAAACUGCUGCUGCUGAUCUCUGUCUUAGUUUUCUGGGUCAUCUACUUGACUUCCAAAGGCAGUACACAGUUCUUGUUUCAGUUGAGAAGCCCCAUCACCCUGAGACAAUGGCAGAUCUUUAGGAAGUUCUCAAGCUCCGAAGUACCUCUGAACCCAUCAGCUUCACCAACAGAGACAGAGCUGAGAGUGGGGGAGAUCCUGGAGAAACUGGAUCAACUGAUCCCGCCCAGACCCUUCACCCACUUCAAAACCACCACCAGCGCCGCCCACAGCACCGCCACCGUCCUCAACCCUCGGCGCACGUACUGCGUGGGGGACCAGCUGGACGUCCUGCUGGAGGCCAGGGACCACCUGGGACGCAGGAAGAAGUACGGCGGGGACUUCCUGAGGGCCAGGAUGUCCUCCCCAGCCCUGAAAGCAGGCGCUUCAGGAAAAGUGACAGACUUCAACAAUGGCACCUACCUUGUCAGCUUCAAGCUGUUCUGGGAGGGCAGCGUCUUCCUGUCUGUCCUGCUCAUCCACCCCAGCGAGGGGGUAUCGGCUCUCUGGAGGGCAAGGAAUAAAGCCUAUGACAGGGUCAUCUUCACGGGUCACUUUGUUAAUGGCACCUCCCAGGUUGUCACCGAAUGUGGCUUGACCCUAAAUACAAAGUCUGAACUGUGUCAGUACCUGGAUGCUCGGGACCAAGAGGCUUUCUACUGUGUGAAACCUCCACGUAUUCCCUGUGAGUCCCUCAUCCACAUGCACUCCAAAAAUAGAGGCAUUUCUUACCUGAGUGAGGAAGAAUGGCGCCUUUUCCAAAGAUCCAAUGUGGGGGUGGAAGUGCUGAAGAACCUGCCACCUGUCCAGGUCUUGCGGUGUAACAAGACUGAGGGCAUGCAAAAGAAAUGUCAGGUUGGAAUGAAGACUCCUUUCCCCAGUGGCUAUACUUUGAAAGAAAGGUGGAUUAUGACAUUUUGCAAACAGCACGAGUUCAGUACAAUACAGCAAAUAAAUGACUGCCUGAAAAGAAAGCUUAUUUAUCUCAUGGGAGACUCAACAUUGCGUCAAUGGAUAUACUAUUUACAAAAAGUUGUAAAAAGUUUAACAUCUUUUGAUCAUCAUGGAUCUGGGCCCUUUAAAAUACUUGUUCUUCUGGAUAUUAAAAGACAUAUUUUGGUUCAAUGGAAAAAGCAUGGUAAUCCAUUUGUUACCGAAAAGCUGUUCUCUAUGAAAGAAGACAACUAUAUUCCACGCGAAAUUGACCGGAUAGCAGGAGAUGAUGCCACAGUCAUUGUCAUUACCCUUGGCCAACACUUCAGACCCUUUCCCAUGAACAUUUUCAUCCGUAGGGUCCUCAAUAUUAAAAGGGCCAUAGAACGUCUAUUCUUGAGAAGCUCGGAGACCAAGGUGAUACUUAAAACUGAAAACACCAGAGAGGUACAUAAAAAUGCAGAGAUGUUCAGUGACUUUCAUGGCUAUAUUCAGAAUCUUAUCAUGAGGGAUAUUUUUGAGGAUCUCAAUGUGGGUAUAAUUGAUGCCUGGGAUAUGACCAUUGCAUAUUCCACCAAUAAUGUUCAUCCACCUGAUAAUGUUAUUGGAAGUCAGAUUGACAUGUUUUUAAACUACAUUUGCUAG
Molecule: messenger RNA, 1896 nt
Organism: Jaculus jaculus (lesser Egyptian jerboa)
Lineage: Eukaryota; Metazoa; Chordata; Mammalia; Rodentia; Dipodidae
Product: NXPE family member 2
Exons: 7
Coding region: 223-1896 (557 amino acids)
Source: RefSeq, a predicted model, not a curated record